Molecule: messenger RNA, 1021 nt
Organism: Trifolium pratense (red clover)
Lineage: Eukaryota; Viridiplantae; Streptophyta; Magnoliopsida; Fabales; Fabaceae
Product: EKC/KEOPS complex subunit Tprkb-like
Exons: 9
Coding region: 151-675 (174 amino acids)
Biological process (GO): tRNA threonylcarbamoyladenosine modification; telomere maintenance via recombination
Cellular component (GO): EKC/KEOPS complex; cytosol; nucleus
Source: RefSeq, a predicted model, not a curated record
AUAAACAUCAAGCUGUCGUCGCCGUCACGUUCAUCUCGAUCUACACUUCUCAAACUCAAUUUGAAAGCAGAGCAGACGGCUUUUGAUUGUUGACAGAUUCUUCUUCAAACCACAAAAAACGCAGCAAAGAUUGAUUCUUCAAACGCAGCUAUGAAGGUCAUGAUGAAUGUAAAUGGAACAUCAUCCUCUCUUUAUCUCGCACUCUACACAGACGUCACCAAUUCUAAGGAACUAUUGGAAACUAUGCAAGCUGGGACAUUGGACCCAGAACUUGCAUUCCUCAAUGCUUCACUUAUUCCAGAUAUUUUCCCUCUUCUAGCAGCUGCACACAAGACACUUGUCCUCAAGUCACGGGACUCCUUGACCACACGAACUCUUCAUUCAGAGCUCGUUUACAACUACUCAGGGUCCAAACAUAUUACUGAAUCUUUAAAAAGAUGUGGUAUCUCUGAAACCACAACUUAUGUCCUUGCUGCUCGAUUUGAUGCUACUCCUGAUGAGAUAAAAGCCAUAGAGAAACUCGUCAUUGGAAAAGAGAUCGAUCUGGAGGAGCUGGAAGGGAGAGCUAACCAAGCCCAAAUACAAAAGCAUUACAAGAUAUCUGCCUCGGAACUUGGAAUAUCAUCACUUGCAGAUGCAAUAACUUGCCGUAUAGCUGCUCGUGAUGCCUUGUAAAAGAAUGACUGUGAUCUGCUUGUAUGCUUAGCUUCUAGCCUUAUUGUGGCAUUGUAACUUUUGGAAUCACUUCUGGUUCAUGAUGGUGGGAGCAGAAAGGGUUUGCUGCAUUUCUUGUGUAAAUGGAGUUUUAAUAAUUUGCAUAAAAUUUGAUUUUGUUUAUCUAUUGACAGUUUGACACCUUAAAAACAAUUAGGACUUUGAAUUUUAGAGGACUUGCAGUUCUCUAAUAAACUGUGACGGUAUAUUUUAACAAAACAACAAGGAGUAGUAGUUAGUAGUAUAGGAGUAUUGUAUAAGAGUACACUAAAAAAGAGUAUAUAAUACGUAUUCGUGAAAAUUCGCU